AAUGUCUGUUGCGAGCAGAGGAUCGGCCGACCAUGAUGAUGGACCUCAACUUCUUAGAGAUGUUUGGGGCUUGACAGCUACCGCCUUUGUGAUUGUGAUUUUGAGGAUCAUUGCAAAAUUAAGAAUUGGGAAAUUCGGGCCGGAUGAUCUACUGAUGGGGUUCGCCCUGGUUAGCAAGUCCUCUCUCUUUUAUCAUUUCCUUGACAAGUUGAAGCACCAAUUGAGCACGACAGUCGGAUCAGCCAUGAUAACUAUCGGGAUUCAUUAUGGAUUCGGUCAAAAUAUGGACAACCUGAGUGAUGCAAGUGUGUCAAAGGUCAUCAUGUUUGACUAUCUUACACAGACAUUUGGACUUGCAGGUGGGGCCUUGGGACGGGUGUCUUUCAUUGUCUUCAUCAUUGGACUACUCGUUUCAAGGCAAUGGCAUAGAUUGGUCUUUUGGACAUUGAUUGGUCUUCAGUUGAUAGUCAAUUCGAUGUUUAUCAUCAUUCUUUUUGUUCAGUGUCAAGGGCAUGCAUCGGCUAUAUGGGAGCACUCCGACAAAGCCAAGUGCUGGAGUACUCUAGUGCAGGCUUACUAUGGAUAUUUCCAAGGAGCCUUUAAUUCAGCAACUGAUCUUUACCUCGCUGUUUUCUCAACCGUCAUAUUUUGGACACUGAACUUGAAGUUAAGGGUCAAAUUAGGACUCGUCGCAUUGCUGGGACUUGGAAUAUUCGCGAUGAUCGCCGCCAUUAUCAAGACGGUACAAACCCGUGUGCUCGCAUCAUACGAUAUGGACCCAACGAAGGCAACAGUUAGCUACGACCGCUGGUUAUUUAUUGAAACAUACUUGGUGAUAAUCACGGCGUCUAUACCAUGCAUUCGAUCCUUGCUGCGUUCAAUGAAGGGUCAACCAUCCACAAGCAGGAAUACACACGAACUUAGCUCGCGCUAUGUGGUAAGCUCUAGUACGCCCACAGGUCGGAGAAAGCGGGACUCGUCCAUUGAUGGAAAGCGAAUAAUCAAUGUCUCCGAGGGCCAUGCGAGUACUGAUGAUUGCCAAAGUGAUGGCCAUGAUGAUAUCCAUGACCCGGGAAGCUCAAGGGAG
Molecule: messenger RNA, 1087 nt
Organism: Penicillium malachiteum
Lineage: Eukaryota; Fungi; Ascomycota; Eurotiomycetes; Eurotiales; Aspergillaceae
Exons: 4
Source: RefSeq, a predicted model, not a curated record